GAAAGAGGUGAUCCAGGCGCUGCCCAAACUCAUCAAACUCAACCCCAUCGUGGUCAAGGAGGUCUUCAACCGCCUGCUGGGGACACAGCACGGUGACGGCGCCUCGGCCGUGUCCCCGCUGAACCCCGGGGAGCUCCUGAUCGCCCUGCACAACAUCGACUCCUCCAAGUGUGACAUGAAAUCCAUCAUCAAAGCCACCAACCUGUGCUUCGCGGAGCGGAACGUGUACACGUCCGAGGUGCUGGCCGUGGUGAUGCAGCAGCUGAUGGAGCAGAGCCCGCUGCCCAUGCUGCUGAUGCGCACGGUCAUCCAGGCCCUGACCAUGUACCCGCGCCUGGGCGGCUUCGUCAUGAACAUCCUGUCCCGCCUCAUCAUGAAACAGGUGUGGAAGUACCCCAAGGUGUGGGAGGGCUUCAUCAAGUGCUGCCAGCGCACCAAGCCCCAGUCCUUCCAGGUGGUUCUGCAGCUGCCCCCGCCCCAGCUCGCCGCCGUCUUCGACAAGUGCCCGGAGCUGCGCGAGCCCCUGCUGAGCCACGUGCGCGCCCUCACCCCCCACCAGCAAGCGCACAUCCCCCUGUCCACCAUGGCCAUCCUGGAGGCCACCACGCGCCACGAGCCCGAGGGGACACCUGGAGAGGAGAAGCCCCCGAAGCCCCCCCGGAGCGAGGAGGACCCCAAGGCCAAGGGGGGUGCCCCGGGGGGGGGUCCCGGCGCGGGGUCCCCUCCCCCCGAGGGCCCCCCGGAGCUGGGGGGGGCGGAGCUGGAGCCCCCCUCGAUCUUCAUCAGCGUGGCCGAGGAUGAGGAGAGCUCGGGGGGGGGAGGGGACGCGUCCCCCCCCGACGCCGCCCUGGAGCCCCCCAAGGACCCCCCCGCGGGCGCGGAGCCCCCCCAGCCCGAGGCCCCCCCCGGCAGCCCCCCCUCGUCGGAGCCGCCCCCCCCCGGCACGCAGAGCCCCGAGGGGCCCCCGGGGGGGCCGGGGGGGGUCCCCGAGGGUCCCUGCCAGGGCUGAGGGGGGCGGGGCAGCCCCCCGAGACCCCCCCCCGGGCCUGGGGGUGUCAAUAAAGGCCUGGGAGGAAA
Messenger RNA from Passer domesticus (house sparrow), 1077 nucleotides. RefSeq names its product symplekin-like. Bases 176 to 1009 code for a protein of 277 amino acids. Gene Ontology annotation, cellular component: mRNA cleavage and polyadenylation specificity factor complex. The record is from RefSeq and is a predicted model, not a curated record. The transcript has 7 exons. NCBI's taxonomy places the organism in Eukaryota, Metazoa, Chordata, Aves, Passeriformes, Passeridae.